AUGGUGGAAAUAGAAUCAUUCUGGAAAGAUUCCUCGGUUGUGAUUACAUUUCUUCGAAGGUUCGGGUGACAACUGUGUCGGCUGGGUGCCCAGCAGCUAAGCCAGUUGAAACCUCGGCUGGACGCGAACAAUGUUAAAUUAGUUGGCGUUGGCCUUGAGGAACUGGGAGUUGAAGAGUUCGUUCAAGGACAGUAUUUUCAAGGAGAGUUAUAUAUUGAUCUCAAGAAAGAAGCUUUUAAGAAACUUGGCUUUAGAAGAAUGAAUGCCUUCACUUUGUGGCCUGCUUUAUUUGGUAAAAAAACAAGAGAAACUAUUGCUGAGACAAAGGAAAAAAAAGUUGCUGGUGACCUUGCUGGAGAUUGGUGGCAGAAUGGUGGAACAUUAGUUAUUAAUAAAGAUGGCAAAGCCCUUUUGACAUUUAGACAAGAAACUCCAGGGGAGCAUGUUGAUCCGAAUGAAGUCCUGAAGGCUCUGGGCAUUGAAGGCAAAGUGGAGGUUGAAGAUCAUGGAGCUGCGGAGUGUGGGGCUGAAGCGUGUGCCAUGCCUUCGAGACCUAAAAAGAAAUAAGUCUUUUAAAGUACAUUCUAGAACAGGGGUAGGCAGAUAUUUCAUAGAUGAAAAUAUGUUGUUUUUUUUAUAUUCCUCAAUUUUUUUUUACAUUGAUGCUAAAUUUAACACAGGGUAAAGCAAUGAUCAAGAUUUUUAAUCUCAUAUACGUGGUAGCAUUCAAACUUCUGUCAAAUACUUCUGACAUUGGGAAGGAGGCCAGAGCAAAAAUAAACAGUCAAGAGAACAAAUGAAUACAAAACAGUCACUUGUUUCUGUCUCACGAAUUCUUCCAUUAAUUAUUCCAUCAAUUACUUCAAACUCCUUUUUUUUUGGGGGGGGACAAAUUAUUUUUCUUUUAUUACUUUUGUAAUAACAUUUUAUUAUCUCUAGCUGCUUUGUUAAAAGUGGUUCUGUGCUUAGUCAGUUCACCACUAGCUAAGGGGCUUGAGUUUAUAUCCAGGCUCGGGCUGAGCUGUUUUCUGAGCCCUUAACGGCAGUUGAACCUUAGUUUUAGUUUAACUUUUUUAGUCUCACUUGUCUCGUCUGAUGGUCCUGGAACUUUAAACUCUGCCCUCAGCUAUCCCCCCCCCCCCCCCCCCCAGAAAAUUUCAGAUGUAAUCAUUUUUGUUUUGUCCAAAUUAUGUAAAACAAAUAAAACAAAACAAAACAAGUGUUGUUCCUCGUGCUGCUCUGUCAACGUACAAACAUUAGCAGACGACAUGCUUUGAAGCCAUCAGGAAAGUUUAAUGACGCGUUAGGUCAGCAUUACAGGUCAGGCUCUGCACGCUAAUGACAUCUCUCUACUCAGUCAGUAUAAACAGUCACACAUCUGGGCUGUCAACCAGUCAAUAACACCGUAAGAGUCGUGACUAUUAAACAAUAAAUAAUUGGUUUGGUUGGCAGCUUUUUUUUCUUUAGUUGCCUGCCCCUGAUCUAGUAAAAUAAACUUUGUGUUUUUAAUAACCCCAUGCCAGGGAUGACAAAAGAUAAACAAGCAUCUUGAUUGUUUGGUGUUUGUUUUAACUAUCAGUUUAAAAAGUAAUUCAUUGCUUUGUUAUUUAUUUCUUGUAGUGUAGACCUCUGUCUUGAAGCUGUACAUUAGCCAAGCAUUUUGUUCUCCUAGGUUGAAAUGUUGUGGUCUAUUGCAUUCCAUUACUACAAAAAAAAAGAUAAUAAUAAACCCUCUAAGAAAAUAAGAUAAUAAUAAAUCCUCUAAGAAAAUUAGAUAAUAAUAUGCAGCACUAAUGAAUUUUGAGUUGAUUAGAUGCUUGUGAGGCCAGCCCAUUUCCCUCAAAUCUGAUGUUACGAAAUAAUGAAUCAGUUAUCCAGUCUUGAGCAAGAACAUUGAUAUGUUAAGGAUCUAAACUCACUGACCUACAUAACAAUUAUAACAUCAAGGUGCUGUCAUCUCACUCUGCCUCCCUUGCCCCUUCUCAUUGGCCAGUUCCUUCUCCUUCCUAAUCCUUCAAUUACCUCCCCCUUUCAGACCAAGCAAAUUAGGGGCAGAUGAUGUAAAGGUUGUCUGUUUCUGUGGCCCACGGUUAACGAGGGUGUCAUGUGGCCAGCACAACGACCAUCCGCCUUUACUUUUCCCCAACUAAUGUCAGGUACUCAUUAGAGCUGGGUGGACUCAGAGGCGCCCUUGAGAUCCCAAAAGUAAAAAUACUAAUAUACCAAUACUAAUAUCUUCAUCUUUUUGAAGCCACAUUUUAUCCAUGGUGUAAAAAUGCAUAUUUGUUGUAUAAUAAUAUCUUUCAAACAGUAAUUGUUCUGUUAAGUUUAUAAACUUUACUUUAAGUUUUCAAUGUUUUCUUUGGAUAUUGUGAAUUGUGUAGUUCAUUUCUUCUCUAUGAAUUGUAAUAAACUGAAUACAGAUUUAUUGUGACAAAAUUGGUGGAAGAUGUCAUGUUUAUUGUCAUGAAACAAGUGUAGAACAAACAUUUAGUAUUAUUAAGUAAAAGGAUGUAUGAAGUUUUAUUAGAUGAAAAUAUGUCACUGGAAUGAAAUAUGCCAUUCUAGCGCCACCUAUCGAGUUAAAUUAAAAAAAAAAAAAGACUUGAGGAAGACAGCUGUGAAAUGAAGUGCUUGGCUGUAGAGAGAAAGUGUUUCUCGUGACUGUAUGAUGACCAUGUCCCAAAUCUGAACCAGAUGGUGUGGUCUGAUCUGUCGGUGUUGACUUAACUUUUUGUGGUCACCACUGAUGUCAUUGUGUCACUUUCUCUUUACAGUUGGCGACAUUUAUUAAGAUUUUUUUCAAUUAUAUAGAUACUUGUUUAUAUGUAAUAUGUUGCUUUAAUAUGGUGAAAUCAAUUUUUAACAUAUAUCAAUACAAGUUUUUGAUGUAGAAUUUUUUACUCAGGGCUCAUCUUGAGAAAUGUUACUUCUCCUCUUACCACUACUUGACCACUACUUAACCACUACUUUACCACUACUUUACCACUACUUGACUAUUACUUGACUACUACUUUACCACUACUUUAUCACUACUUGACUAUUACUUGACUACUACUUUACCACUACUUUAUCACUACUUGACUACUACUUGACCACUACUUUACCACUACUUUACCACUACUUUACCACUACUUUACCACUACUUGACUAUUACUUGACUACUACUUUAUCACUACUUUAUCACUACUUGACUAUUACUUUACCACUACUUUAUCACUACUUUAUCACUACUUGACUAUUACUUGACUACUACUUGACUACUACUUGACCACUACUUUACCACUAUUUGACUACUACUUUACCACUACUUGACUACUACUUUAUCACUACUUGACUACUACUUUACCACUACUUGACUACUACUUGACUACUAUUUAUCACUACUUGACUACUACUUGACUACUACUUUACUACUUGACUACUACUUUACCACUACUUGACUACUACUUUACCACUACUUUACCACUAUUUUACAACUACUUGACUACUACUUUACCACUACUUUAGUAUUGGAUAUUUCUUAUCAGUUAUUUGUAUGAACUUCAUAUAUUUUUGUUUAUCAAAAUAAUACGUAUUUGUUAUGCAAUAAAAUAUUCCUUUUUUAAAUUC
Molecule: messenger RNA, 3612 nt
Organism: Biomphalaria glabrata
Lineage: Eukaryota; Metazoa; Mollusca; Gastropoda; Planorbidae
Product: prostamide/prostaglandin F synthase-like
Exons: 5
Source: RefSeq, a predicted model, not a curated record